GCAUGCCGGUCUGAGGGGCGACUCCAGAGGACCAUGCUGUGCGGGCUUAAGAAGGAUUUUCAGUCGGAUUUCGAUGACGGCCCGUAUUCGAAAGGCGGCAAAGAUCCGACGGGCAACGAUGCUGCUUUGGUGUCCCGGCGUCAAAGUAUUCCAGAUGAGUUUCGGGGCGUCACUGUCGUGGAGCUCAUCAAGAAAGAAGGAAGCACACUGGGCCUGACCAUCUCAGGGGGCACGGACAAAGAUGGCAAACCUCGAGUGUCCAAUCUGAGGCCAGGAGGUCUGGCAGCAAGGAGUGACCAGCUGAAUAUCGGUGAUUAUAUAAAGUCGGUGAAUGGCAUUAACUUGACAAAACUCCGCCAUGAAGAGAUCAUCAGUUUACUGAAGAACGUGGGGGAGAGAGUUGUGCUGGAGGUGGAGUACGAGUUGCCUCCAACCACUCCGGAUAACACUGCAGCCAUCAUCCCAAAGACGCUGGAGAUCACUCUUUGCAAAGAGGGCAACAGCUUUGGCUUCGUAAUGAGAGGUGGGGCACAAGAAGACUGGCACAAAUCCAGGCCUUUGGUCAUAACCUACGUGAGGCCGGGAGGACCAGCGGACAGGGAAGGGACCUUAAAACUUAGUGACCGGAUCAUGUGUGUGGAUGGCAUCUCCUUUUACAAUGUGCCCCUCUCGGACGCCCUCGCCAUCCUCCGGCAGUGCAGUCAAGAGGCCGUCUUCCAGAUCGAAUAUGAUGUCUCCCUUAUGGACACUGUGACAAACGCAUCAGGACCCCUACUGGUGGAAAUCGCCAAGACACCCGGCUCCACAUUGGGCAUUUCGCUGAGCACGAGCACCCAUCGGAACAAGCAGGUGAUAAUCAUCGACAAGGUGAAGCCAGCCAGCGUGGCGGACAGGUGUGGAGCACUGCACCCCGGAGAUCACAUCCUGUCCAUCGAUGGCACCAGUACAGAGCAUUGCACGGUGAUGGAAGCCACGCAGCUCCUGGCCAGCACCAUGGAGAACGUCAAGCUGGAGAUCCUGCCGGUCCAUCACAGCCGGCUGUCUCUCCGACCGCCGGAGACCGUUAAGGUGCAGAAGAGUGAACACCACCACUGCUGGGACCCCUGCGUCAACUACUGCCAUACCCACCUCCCCGGGCACUGCAAGACCCCCACUUGGAAUCCUACUUCUAAUCAAGACUACUGCAAGUCUUUGGUUGCCACCAAUUUCUCCUCCUCGUCAUCGGCAGGCACUCCUGGGUUUAGCAGCAGCCAAAAUUCCAACACCCUCCCCCGUACUGCGCACCAGAUGAGUCCGAGGACGACGAUGACUAGAAGACGGCAGCGGAGAAAGGACCACAAGAGUUCCUUGUCUCUUUCUUCUAGUACGGUGGGUCCUGGCGGUCAGAUCAUACACACGGAAACCACAGAGAUAAUCCUUCGGGGUGACCCCUUAAAUGGAUUUGGGAUUCAACUGCAGGGAGGAAUAUUUGCGACUGAGACGCUGUCAUCUCCCCCGCUAAUCAGAUUCAUUGAGCCGGACAGCCCAGCCGAGAGGUGUGGGCUCCUGCAGGUUGGCGAUCGGUUACUCUCCAUCAAUGGGAUCCUAACUGAAGAUGGGACGCUGGAAGAGGCCAAUCAGCUCCUUCGAGACGCAGCAUUGUCCAAUAAAGUUGUGCUGGAGAUUGAAUACGAUGUUGCAGAGUCCGUGGUUCCGAGCAGUGGUACGUUUCACGUCAAGCUGCCGAAGAAGAGAGGAGUGGAGCUGGGCAUCACAAUCAGCUCUAGCAGAAAACCGGGAGAACCUCUAAUAAUCUCUGACAUUAAGAAGGGCAGUGUAGCACACAGAACUGGCACCUUAGAGCCUGGUGACAAGCUAUUGGCCAUUGACAACAUCCGUCUUGACAACUGCUCAAUGGAGGACGCUGUACAGAUCCUGCGGCAGUGCGAGGAGCUGGUCAAACUGAAGAUUCGCAAGGAUGAGGACAACUCUGAUGAGCAGGAGACAACGGGUGCCAUUAUAUACACAGUAGAGCUUAAGAGAUACGGAGGACCUCUGGGAAUUACAAUCUCAGGGACUGAAGAGCCAUUUGAUCCCAUUGUCAUUUCUGGUCUCACCAAAAGAGGGCUGGCGGAGAGGACUGGAGCCAUCCAUAUUGGGGACCGCAUUCUAGCCAUUAACAAUGUCAGUCUGAAAGGAAAGCCACUGAGUGAGGCCAUCCACUUGCUGCAGAUGGCGGGAGAGACGGUGACGCUCAAGAUAAAGAAGCAGGCAGAGAGGCCUCAAUCACAAAAGCUCUCUGAUGGAAUGAACGAAGGAAGCGACCCAGAAGAUGACCUAACUGACUCCCAGAAGACUAGCAAGCUAUCCGAAAUCUACUCCACUACAAUCCCCAGUGUGGACAGCGCCCUCGAGUCGUGGGAUGGCUCUGGCAUUGAGACAGGAUAUAGCAGUCAGGGGAACUUCAUACAUCAGGCUGUUGGUCUCUCUCUGCACCCACACGAGUGGAGAGCCAGUCGGCAGAAGAUGAACACGCCACCGGUAGAGCACAGGAAAAGCUAUCCCUUCCUGGAUGGAAGCUUCAAUGAAGAGGAAUGGGAAAAGCCAGCCCGAUAUCCCAGCCAACCCAAUGGCCUGGAGACUGAGCACGACGAUAGCUUCUGGCGAGUCUUCGGAGAAGCUUUGGAGGAUCUGGAGACCUGUGGACAAUCCGAGCUCUUGAGGGAGAUUGAGGCAUCCAUCAUGACGGGCAGUGUACAAAGCUUGGGCUUGGAUGGCACUAAACUGCUACAUGAAAACUCCAAUAAGAGUAGCCGCUUCCUGCAUCGGAAAUCGCACCACUCUAGAAACAGCCCCAAGAAAGACGGCAAGCUCAGCCAAGACCCGAAAAUCCUGAGGGACGAGGACCAAGAUGUGUACUCCAGUGCUGAGCUGCUCAAGGUGACUGUUAUGAAGGACUUGGAGACAGAUGACUUUGGGUUCAGUGUCUCGGAUGGUCUUCUAGAGAAAGGUGUGUACGUGAACAUGAUCCGACCCAAUGGUCCGGCAGACAGGAGUGGUCUCCAGCCUUACGAUCGGAUCCUGCAGGUAAACCACGUGCGCACGCGAGAUUUUGACUGUUGCCUGGCCGUGCCUCUUUUGUCCGAUGCUGGGGACAGACUGGAUCUCGUCAUCAGUCGGAGCCCUCCGUCGGGGAGCGCUCUGGAAGACGCCAUCAAACGCCAAACUAGUGUGGAAUCCAAAACGAGCACAAAAACCCUCUGAGAUGAUGUGACAAAAAUGUGACCGCCUCCCCCCCCCCCCUUCCUCAAUCUAUUUGGCCAGCUCAAAGGUACUCCGGCCCCAAGGUUCCUCCCUCCCUGUUGACUUCCUGCACAGAUAUGCUAUAUAUUCCAUUCAGAGUCUUUAAAAACAUUCAGCACUUAUAAUUUAUAUAAAAAAAAAGCUCUUUCACUCGUCACUUACCAAUUCUUAGGGGCCACAACAUUAGGGGGGGCUCUGUCCUUGGUUUUUAGAGAUUCAUCCCUUUCUCAUGGUGCUAUUCUGCUUUUUUGUUAUUUUUUCCUGUUAUUUUUUUUUUCAAACCUAUAUACCUCUCAUUAAUGAUCAGUGCUCCCCUUAACUGUGUUUGAAGGAACAGCACCCCAUUUUCCCAAGCCAGAAGGAGUCUCCCUGUGUGUCUGUGUAUUGCUUGUGAUACUAUCUUUUUUUUUUUUUUUUAUUAAUAUUUAUUGUUCCACGUGAGGCUCGCAUUUUGUAGUUUUUGUAUCACUGACGCACUUUAUACUCUUCUCUUAGCACCCUAUGUAAAGUAUUUUUAUUCCCUGACCCCUUCAGAAUAAGGGAUCAACCUCCCCAGUAGAGGGCUCUCCAGAUACGCCCAAGCUUCACAAAACCCUACAAAUGCUAGCCCAUCACCCUCGCUCCACGCCACCCCUACCACAUAAGUCUUUAGUUACUGCUAGACACACCUGCAUUACAUUCACAGAAUCCCAGACAAGCCUUCACAAAAAUGGCUGCUCUUACGCACAUCUUCCCCAUGAUGCACUGCCAUCCGGGCCUACUAUCCCUUUGACGAUUGACUUGGCACUGUGAUAUCACGCGCACUUCCAGCACUCUACCAUUGUUUUUCUUCUCUCUUUUCCAUAUACACCGAGCGAUCACUGUUACCCGCACCUAACUGCCAUUUCCUUUCUUUCCUAUCAGAAUUUUGUAUUUGUGGGAAUUCGGUUGCUGCUUUUUAUUUAUUUUGUGGUCACUUUUUUUCAUAUUACACUGCCAAUAUUGGUGAGCGAUGACGCACUUUCUGACUGUUGAGCUGUUUUGGUGAAAUAGACCUUCACGCCCAUGUGGUUCCUGUAGUCCCAGAGAUAUGCAAGUAGCGGACCUCUAGCUGUUGUACAACUACAAGUCCCAUGAGGCCAUGGGCGUCC
Molecule: messenger RNA, 4412 nt
Organism: Rana temporaria (common frog)
Lineage: Eukaryota; Metazoa; Chordata; Amphibia; Anura; Ranidae
Gene: GRIP2
Product: glutamate receptor interacting protein 2
Exons: 24
Coding region: 34-3243 (1069 amino acids)
Biological process (GO): neurotransmitter receptor transport, endosome to postsynaptic membrane
Molecular function (GO): protein binding
Source: RefSeq, a predicted model, not a curated record